Wasmannia auropunctata (little fire ant) is the source of this 3201-nucleotide messenger RNA. RefSeq names its product WD repeat-containing protein 63-like. Bases 4 to 2994 code for a protein of 996 amino acids. The record is from RefSeq and is a predicted model, not a curated record. Lineage: Eukaryota; Metazoa; Arthropoda; Insecta; Hymenoptera; Formicidae. Gene Ontology annotation, molecular function: dynein heavy chain binding; dynein light chain binding. Gene Ontology annotation, cellular component: inner dynein arm. Gene Ontology annotation, biological process: cilium movement involved in cell motility; inner dynein arm assembly. The transcript has a single exon.
AUAAUGUCGAGAAAAGGGGUUAAGUACCGAUCGAGUUGGACGCUGCACGACGAAAAUAUCGAGAAUGUGGAGCAUGUGAGCCUCGAUCCCAAGAUUCAGCGGGAACUGGGUUGCUCGGUCGGCGAGCACGUGUUUCUGGAAUAUCCUUGGGCGUACGUGUCGCGAGAAGUUGUUUUGAGGCUUGCCAGCGUCGCGGGCUCGUCGCUGGAGCCGUAUCGAGACAGGAUCGAAGCUUACGGCGGCGAUACUUUCCUCGUGGGCUAUUCGUCCACCGAAUUGACCGGUCGCGACUUCGUGAUCUGCUUGACGGAGGACGCGAGAUCGGCGAUAGUGAGGAGGAACGCCGACAUCAAUAAAGAGAUCCGAAGCAAGAUAAUCCAGACGAUCGAGAAGACCGGCAGAUCCUGGAAGUAUCUCGAAAGCGAGACGAUCGUAGAUGAGGACUUGGUCGGAAGCACGAGAGAGUUCUUCGAGAUGGACGUGUGCCUUCCGACCAAGUCUUUAGGUCUAAACCGGCAGCUCUGUGACAGAUCUUCGGAAGGCUCUUGGGACAGUUACGUGGAGUUAAUUCCGUACGAGAGAUUCGAGAAUGUCGAGAGAAAAUGCGUCUCCAAGAUGAUCCAAACGCACUUCGAGCCGCGGGAAAUUGAAGUUCAAACCUAUCCCGGUUAUCCUAAGAACGCCUGGACUCAGUACUCUUACGAGGACACUCUGGGACUGCAAGUUGAUAACGUCGAGUCGGAGGGGGAGGAAAAGGAGGCGGAGGAAAAAGAGUCGGCCGGGGAAAAAUCCGAGAAAGAGUCUGAGGAGAGGAAGACUGCCGAAGGGUCGAAAGAGGUGUCCGAGAUCGACGCGGAGCAGAGGCCGGCGGAGAAGAGUCCCUUGGAGCUCUUCUUGGAAGAUCGCACUCGGGAAAUGAUCGAGGCCGUGUGUUACAAUACGGUCGUGAACGUGCACGUGGACGACAUCGAGACGCUCGCGCGGCGAGAGUUUCAAAUUACCCGGCCGCGAGAUGAGAUCACUUGCGCGGAACGCUUCUCCCUCGUCGACUUGCGCUUCACGGCAGGCAAGGUUAUCUCCGACGCUUCCUGGCAUCCGGGCCUCGUCGGAUACGUGGCUGUCUCUUACGUUGUCGCAUCGUCGCGCGAGAUCGGCCGAUCCUCGUCGAACGUCGAGCGUGACGUCGUAUCGAGAUCCAUGCCGACGGUGUUGCUGUGGUCCCUCGCCGAUUCUCUUCGGCCACGACUGUCAUUGUGGUGCCACCAGGAGAUCUACUGCGUCUCCUUCUGCCCGAUGAACAGCGACUUUGUAAUCGGCGGUGCCGCGUCCGGUCAAGUGGUCGUCUGGAAUAUUCACGGGCAGAUAGAGGAUCGAGAUAUCGAAGAUAUCGAUCGAAAUAAUAUCGGAGUUGAUUUUUGGUCUCAAGACACCGUUUCUAUCACCUCCGCGUUCGUGAUAUCCGAUCGGGAUCACUCGCACGAGCUGCCGAUUCGUCGGAUACAAUGGCUUCCCGAUAAUUACAGGAUAGAGCCAUCCGGGAAACUGACGAAACUAUCGACCAGCUCGAGCUGUCAGUUUCUGACGAUUUCCGAGGACGGUAUCGUCGCCAUUUGGGAUCUUCUCCGAUACUCCGUUACCUCUCAGCUAAGGCCGAGCGAUCGCGAGGAUCUUAACGGUAUUUUUCGACCAAUGUAUCGCUUGGACGUACGGCCUUCCGAGAACCCGUCUUUUACACCUCUUCACCUGUGCCUCCCGUCCGUCGAUGCCUUUCAAGAAAAUGAUAGGCGUCGUAACGAAUUAGAUUCCACGGAUGUCGACUGCACGAAGAGAUUGUGGAUCGGCACGGCGCAGGGACAUUUUGCAUGCUGCACUUGGGAGGGCCAGGUGUUCGACGUGGAAACGUCCGGUUUAGAGGAGUGUAAACUUGUUAAUUGCUCGUCCGCGCACGACGGUCCCGUUGCGGCGAUCCUCCGAUCGCCGCAUCUUUCGGACGUUCUCCUGACGAUGGGCGGCCGCGUCUUCGCCAUUUGGAAGGACGAUUAUCUGGACCAUCCUUUGUUCAGACGGAAAUCCAGUUGCGUGUACACCGCGUGCUGCUGGGGCAAUCGGCCGGGAACCUUUCUGAUGGGUACCAGUUCGGGCGACCUGGAGGUGUGGGAUAUCAAGAGGCGGGCGAACGAGCCGGUGUUCACGCAGACUAUUUCUAGAAAACCGAUAACUCUCUUAUCGCUUCAGGAGUUGUGUAAACACGGUCGCAAGUUGAUCGGCGCGGGCGAUUGCAACAGUACUUUUCGUAUUUUUGAGGAACCGACGGAAUUCGAGGACGAUACGCUUGAAAGGAUGGACUGGUUUGAAGAAUACAUAUGGCGAGAGGUGAGAAGAAAGAAGAUGUUUUCUUCGUGGCAGAAGGAUAUCUUCGAAAAUGACACGACAGCCAUCGCUAGAAGACAAGCGAGAAUAGACGAAGAAAAUAGAUUGAAACUUGAAAUGGCAAGGCAGAAACUUCAAAGAGAACAUGAAGAACGGCUGAGAUUGGAGGCUGAAAAAGAAGUACGCAAAAUGCCGAAAUCCAAGGACACUGUAUGGAAACUGCGUCAACAAGAGAGAAUGAAGAAGGCCCUUUUGGAGAAGAAGAAAUUUCUUCCACGGGAACUAGAGGAGAAGAGAUUGCCGUUGGUCCGUUUAACUGAAGAGAGGAAUCUAAAGAUGGUCAAAGCAAAGAACGAGGCCGCCCUUCAGGAUGAGCAUUUCGAUAACUUUGUGUCUCUCAAAUUUCCCGAGCAUUACGAUAUUAUAGAAAAAGACGAGAUCUCGAAAGAGAGACGCGAGACGGAGAAGGACGAAGAAUCGAUAGAUGUAUAUCUGCAAGAGUUUUAUAAAGUCAGGGAUGAGGCGCGAAAGAUAAUAGCCGAGAAGCCGUACGUUCCAAAAUUUGAUUGGAACACUUUUAUGAAGAAGGGAAAGGGACGGUUACAAAACAUGAAAAAUUUGUAAAUAUAAGAGUAUACAGUACUUUUCCGGGAGGCUUUCUUACAAAAAGAGUGGCUGCCGUUUCAAUGUUACACGAUGAUAAUUUAGGUUGCAAAUGUGAGUUGAUAAGAUAAGAUAGUCUAACAAUUGCUCAAAUUUCUUUGAAUAAUAAACUGCAUAUAAUUGCAAUGCACAAAAGUGUAUUGAAAUUAUUAACUUUUAAAGAAUAAU